ACUGUGCGCUACCAGUUGCUAUAAUGACGCGGUUUAUUUGUGCCCAAAUUUUUUUCGUCGCCUCUGUGGUUUUUGCGGUCAAUUGCUUAACCAUCAACAAUUACCAUAAUGGAUAUACUGCGGUACCUGUAAAACUGCGCCAAUCAGAAAAAGAAAAUCAGCAGGAUCUCUCCAAAGUUCCCGGGGUACCUGGGGUAGAUUACCCGAUUUACCAUAGGGUGCCCCACACAGGUUUUUCUUGCCAUAACGUCCCCGUUCAUCCUGGAAUGUAUGCCAACGUUGAAACAGGAUGCCAAGCUUACCAUGUGUGCCACGAUGGCAGAGAAGGCGAACAAGGUUCCUCUUUCCUGUGCACCAACGGAACAAUUUUCAAUCAAAAAGAAUUCACUUGCGAUUGGUGGUACAACGUCAACUGUCACGAGGCUCAAGAACACUACAGGCUCAAUUUGGAGCCAGGCAAAAAUCCUUACUUCCCCACCCCGAAGCCUGAGGAAGAGCUGUUGAACAAAUAUGUUCAUGUGGCGGAUAAAUACUAAUAAUUGAUUUAUUAAAUUAUUGUAAAUAUUUAUUUUGAGUAAAAUUUGGAUGAUA
Messenger RNA from Brassicogethes aeneus, 591 nucleotides. NCBI's taxonomy places the organism in Eukaryota, Metazoa, Arthropoda, Insecta, Coleoptera, Nitidulidae. The record is from the annotation of a GenBank genome assembly.